Cryptococcus wingfieldii CBS 7118 is the source of this 681-nucleotide messenger RNA. RefSeq lists its product as hypothetical. The transcript has 4 exons. The record is from RefSeq and is a predicted model, not a curated record. Bases 1 to 681 code for a protein of 226 amino acids. NCBI's taxonomy places the organism in Eukaryota, Fungi, Basidiomycota, Tremellomycetes, Tremellales, Cryptococcaceae.
AUGGGGCCCUUCGAGGCUCCUCGCAGGUCAUCAAACCUCCCCGACAUCAUCCCAUCCCGAUACAGUGCUACACCCCAGACGCCCCACCUUAUACCCCAGAUGUCUUGUAGGACCUAUAGUAGUCUGACCCUUUGCAUCGCCCACAUCCUCAGCUCCAACCAGCUCGAGAAAUGCCCUACUCAAGUCAAGAUCUUCACCCUCACCGGCGCUGGUGGUCACGUUGUCCUACUUCCUGCGAUCCACAUUCACUCUCCAAAGUUAGAGGUGGUCCAGGGAGCAGAGGUGGAAGGGGAAGACGAGGUGGCAGCGGAAGAGGCUCCAGGGGUUGGCAUUUGGAACCCAAGAGUCAGGGUGGCAAAGGCGGUUGGACCAGAAACCCGGAAGCUUGUACGAAUUGUCAGCGACGACAUGUCCGAACCCCUCACCACCAGUGUACCCCUCAACAAUUCUGAACGACCCGCGUCUGCACCCGUACCCUCUGGCUCCAACGCUACUCUUCGAGCUACUCUGACCGACCUUGUGAUCGGCUUCUUACCUCUCCACCGUCUCUUUGCCGUCGACAAGCCUCCUCCUCGAUCUCCUUUGCCAUACAUCAUUCCAGACACCAUGGCCGGGUACGGCGUAGCUGUGAAGGCUGUCUAUGAAGACAUCGUUUGCCAGAGGACGGCUACGCAUUCAUAG